AUGGUGGAAAAUGGCAAAUAUGACAGACCUGCAACCCAAGCCGUGAUAUUUGGGUGGAAUGGACAUGAGAUUUACACAAUGUUUUCCCAUAUUAAUGCCCUCUCCCUUCCUAUCAGUCCCUUCUUUGACCUUGAAAAAGAUGGUGUCUAUUUCAACCACCAUGGACACAAGAGUAAACUAUUUGUCUCCGGCGAUUUGUUUUUUAAUGCCUACAACAAUACAGCUCCUCCUCCUCCUCCUCCGGUAAUGCAGAAUGUUACUACAAUCAGUCAAGAUUUUCUUGAAAGUUCAGGGUUGCCAAAUUGCGAAGAAUAUGGUCAUGAUGAUCUUUUAGAUUCGGUAGUUUCUCGGUAUAAGAAGAAAAUGGUGGCGACCACUAGGAAAGAUGGGCAUCGUAAGAUCAACACAGCUCAAGGCCCUAGGGAUCGGAGGGUGAGAUUCUCCAUUCAGAUCGCUCAAAAGUUCUUUGGUCUUCAAGACUUGCUAGGGUUUGACAGAGCAAGCAAAACCCUCGAUUGGCUUCUUACCAAUUCUGUGACCGCUAUUAAGGAACUGGUUGAAGAAACAAACCAGGCCUCAUCUGAUGAAUCUAGACAGAAAUUUCUGGAAACUAUAAUUGGAAAGAAAGAGUCAGUAAUCAAAUGUGGUGACGGCAAAAAAAAGAAAACCAGGCAAAAAUGCACAGCUGGAUGUGGAGUGAAUAAUGCUGCAAGAGACCAGUCAAGGGCAGAGGCAAGAGCAAGAGCUAGAGAGAGGACAAGAGCAAAAAUGCUAGUUAAGAAGCUUGAUGAUGACGACUUAGUUCCUGAUUCGAAGCUAAGCCUAAUGGAUUCAGGUGGCUGUUGGAGUGAAAUUGAUCAACCACAAAGUGAUUAUAAAAACUUAAGAUGGGAAUGCAUAAUGGAUCAAGAACAAAUGUCCAGGCAAUCAAAAGAUUCAAGCUCUUUAUAUACCUCCCUUUACCAAAAUCUAGAAUACUAUUUUAUGAGCAGCAGGUGA
Messenger RNA from Cynara cardunculus var. scolymus (artichoke), 999 nucleotides. Its product is annotated as transcription factor CYCLOIDEA-like. The record is from RefSeq and is a predicted model, not a curated record. Gene Ontology annotation, molecular function: sequence-specific DNA binding; DNA-binding transcription factor activity. The coding region runs from base 1 to 999 and encodes 332 amino acids. NCBI's taxonomy places the organism in Eukaryota, Viridiplantae, Streptophyta, Magnoliopsida, Asterales, Asteraceae. Gene Ontology annotation, cellular component: nucleus. The transcript is spliced from 3 exons. Gene Ontology annotation, biological process: regulation of secondary shoot formation.